This is a messenger RNA of Nicotiana tabacum (common tobacco), 699 nucleotides long. RefSeq lists its product as uncharacterized. Lineage: Eukaryota; Viridiplantae; Streptophyta; Magnoliopsida; Solanales; Solanaceae. The record is from RefSeq and is a predicted model, not a curated record.
AUCGCUAGGUUUUUAAAUAGAAAGUCAAUACAAGGAGUUGAAUAUAAAGAGGCAAUUGUCCUCUUCGUUUAUCAAUUCAAAGGAGGAUAGAAUAUGAAAGUAUACGUUAUAGUCUUCAUAGUCUUCGCUUCUAUGGCUUUCACGGCUUGUAAUUUAUACUGCUGCUUAUGCGCCGGCCGAGGUAGGAUUAAGAAGCCAAAAGGAUCUGACGUAAAAAUAGGUACAAAGAAGAAGAGCGCCACUAGCUAUUACGGCGGCACAAAAGACGGGAAUAUGGUUGUUUUGGCCGGGGCUGGUGCUGCAGUAGCCGGCACUGCGGCUGCUGCAGCUGUGGCAAGUAGCAGGACUGAAGAUAAACGGAAGGGUAAUAGCAAUAUUAGUGGUGGUUGUGGAGCGGCAGUUGGAGGUGGUGGUACGGAUAAUUCUGGUGCGAACCACGGUUGUUGUUGUGGUGGCGGUGGUGUCAACGGCGGUGGUUGCGGCGGCGGUUGUGGUGGAUGUGGAGGUUAGUGUUGAUUUGGACACUAGCCACCCAUCUAGUUAGCAUGGCUUUUAAUUUUCCUCUUCUUGUUGUUUUCUUUCCUUUUUCGUUUCUUCUUAUCCUUUUUGUUGUUUUAAAUUUUUUUAUUUGUAUGUUGUUUCGAAUUGGGAAUGGACUUCCAAAAGGUGUGUAAAUGAAAUUAUGAAUGAUUGCAUGUA